AUGGCUUUAUUUUUGCAGGGAUUACUGUUGUUAUGGCUUUGCAGUAAAUUUCUCUCUAAAAAAACGAACAUUGGAAUACUUUACAUAGCCCUACCAUUAUUAAUAGCUGGUUUAGCCGGAGAAGAUGCUUGUCUAGAGUCACAUUUAUGUAUUCAGUUCGACUUCGAAGAAGAUGAUAUGGUUGACGGGGACACAAGGUCUGAAAGACAACAGAUGGAAGAGUACGCGGAUGUUGUCACCGGUCGUGCUGGUGUAUGGUCCUAUGGCGCCAGCUCUCUCGGAAAAUUCAUUUGCUGGACGUUUGCAUCAAGCCUUGACUGGACGCAAAGAACAAUGGUCUCAUUCAUCGUGGUGACCGCGGCUUACAUUCUUUUCAUCUGCGGCAGAAGCUAUUACAAGUGCAAUACACCGACGGGACGAAGGGCUGUUUCUCGAUUGAAGGAGGCGAUGGGGCUCGUAAAGUUGAUCCCUCUUUGGCUUUUGUUCAUCCCUUACAGUCUAGUUGAAGCAGCGCGAGACACUCUUUUCAUACUUCAAAGUGAUGGACUGGAUACUAGCAUCAAUCCCAGAAUUACUCUACAUUCAUUCAAUCAGAUUCCACUUACUUCACUAUACGUGUUCAGCUCAUUCAUAAGCUUUCUGGUGUCCACGUCGUCUAAGUAUCUGAUCAAGAAGCUUUUGCGCAACGAAGAACCGAAGCAACAUUGUGCUAGAUCCGCCGGAAUCGGUGUCGGGAUGUUGUUUGCUUUCGGUUCUUCACUAAGUGCUUGGUUAGUGGAAGUACGGAGAUCGAAGUUAAUCAAGGAAUUCCCAGAUCAUGAGGAUAAAGGUAUUCCCAUGAAAGUACUAUGGUUGGCCCCUCAAUUUGCCUUGAUAGGGAUCGCCAACGGCCUUGUUUGUAGAGGGCUAGACGAUUUUUUCUUCGACCGUGUGCCGGAAUCCAAACGUUAUUUUGCGAUUCCGUUCAAUCUGAGUGUGAUGGGCAUCGGCAGUUUUUUAAGUGCUAUUGCUACUUUGCUUGCACGAGACUGGAUUGGCAACACCAUUGACGAGUCUCGUCUUGACAAGUACUUCCAGAUGUUAGCCAUUUUGAACGUCGCAGUCGUGCCCGUUUACAUAUUUUUCUCCUUUAUGUUUGAUUGGAACAUACCGGAGAAGAUUGAGAUAGAGGAGGUCGAUGGCGGAGAUGUUGAGAUAGAGGAGUGGUGA
This is a messenger RNA of Hibiscus syriacus, 1209 nucleotides long. RefSeq names its product protein NRT1/ PTR FAMILY 5.7-like. The transcript has 2 exons. The coding region runs from base 1 to 1209 and encodes 402 amino acids. The record is from RefSeq and is a predicted model, not a curated record. Gene Ontology annotation, biological process: transmembrane transport. Gene Ontology annotation, molecular function: transmembrane transporter activity. Lineage: Eukaryota; Viridiplantae; Streptophyta; Magnoliopsida; Malvales; Malvaceae. Gene Ontology annotation, cellular component: membrane.